AAAAACUUCUGAAAAGAUGGCUGCUGGUACAUAAUUCGAAUGGAUCAGUAAGCGUAAGAAGCCGAUGUAAGAAGGCAAUCCUAAAAUCAAUAUUUACGAAAAUCCGAAUGACUGCAGGAAUUGAUAAACAGAGGAAGGCCUCUGUUUAUUCGCACAGUUAUCCGGGAAAUGUCUCAACGAAAAAACAAGCUCGUAGGUUAAAAGAAAAUCGUUCUUUUUCUGAAGACAUCGAAGAAUUUGAAAACGCUGCAAAAUUUUGUGAUGUCCACAUGAAUGUGAAAUUUUCAUUUGCUAUCCCAUUCUGGCAACAAAUGUAUGCCACAAAAGUUGCCGAAGGAAGCUACGGAGAAAUUUAUUCAUUCCGCCACGUGGACGGUUCAUGCAGAGUUUUCAAAUGCAUUCCAGUAGACGGGCAGCAUCCUUUGAAAUCAACACCUAACAUCACCUUAAGCUCGGCCAUACCGGAUAUCGUUUGUUCAGCGUAAGUAAAAAGCGUAAGCGUAAGUAUAAGACUAAUUCUAUAUUAAUUCUGCUGGUUUUAAAUCUAGAAUGGCUCCACAUUCUUCCGUUCACUAAUCCAAGUGGAUAAGCCCUCUGAUUACUAAUAGUUCGACCGGGUUCAGAUCUGCGUCGAACGGCCUGGUUGCAUGGGCAUUUAGAGGUCUUUUCCAUGUGUAUUGAGAACAUCACCUAAUUUUCAGUAGAAUCCUUCACAAAAGAUUCCCAUUUUAGACAAAUAACUCUCUCGAAAUUUGCCUUAAUCCUAACUUUUCUAAAUAAUACUAUUCUUUACCCGCUGAAUGUGCUAUUGCGCUAUAUUUAAAGGACUGUAACUACUGGAAUUAGCUUUUAUUUUCCGAAGUUACAUUUUCCGGGUUAACUCCAAUCUGAGCCAGAAUUACGUUUUCUAAGACGUUUUGUAAUGGAUUUAAUGUUUUCUAUAAUGUGUAGUGAAAAUUCAAACCGAGCACAAUACUAAUUUGUAUGAUUUUUUAAAUAAAAAAAAUAUGGUUCAACGGUAUACGACGAUUUGUACUGUAUUCCCCUUCUCUAUUUCUUUUCUUUCUUUCUUUUUUUUUUUUUUUUUCUUUUUUUUUU
Molecule: messenger RNA, 1098 nt
Organism: Stegodyphus dumicola
Lineage: Eukaryota; Metazoa; Arthropoda; Arachnida; Araneae; Eresidae
Product: serine/threonine-protein kinase haspin homolog
Biological process (GO): intracellular signal transduction; mitotic cell cycle
Cellular component (GO): cytoplasm; nucleus
Molecular function (GO): histone H3T3 kinase activity
Source: RefSeq, a predicted model, not a curated record